AUGUCAGAUUCAAAGAAGGACAACCCUGGCGCAGCUGCACCCGCCGACAUCGACUUUGAAAGGGGCGAUAUCAUUGACCCCAUUGAAGCCGGAGUUGACAAGCAGCAAGCAAGCAAGGACAAGGCGCUGGGAUUGCUCGCAACUCACCAUGGAGUGUUUGAUCCGAACUCAAACGAGGCGAAACGAGUCCUCCGAAAAAUUGAUAUGAGGAUUAUGCCCAUGAUCUUUGUUGUUUACAUGCUGCAGUUGAUGGACAAGAACAGUCUGUCGUUCGCAGCAAUCAUGGGUAUCAAGACCGAAACUCAUCUUACCGCCAGUCAAUACUCAUGGCUAGGCUCAAUCGUUUACUUUGGCUAUUUGGGCGGUGAGAUUCCAGCAACCUACUUGAUGCAAAGAGUUCCCUUGGCCAAAUACCUCGCCGCCAUGUGUAUGAUUUGGGGCUUUGUCGUCGCCAUGCACGCAGUCUGUCACGACUUCGGGGGCCUUGCUGCGGUCCGCUUCCUGCUCGGCGCAAUCGAGGUGUGCACAGCCCCUGCUGUGAUUUAUAUCACCAGCUCUUUCUAUACCAAGUCUGAACAGGUGACGAGAGCUGCGAUUUGGUAUUCGACAUCUGGCUGGGCAAACGUCUUUGGCGGCUUCUUCGCAUGGUGCAUCUAUCAGGCUAAGAGCUUUCGGUGGCAAGGCUUGUUCGUCUUCUAUGGAGCUCUCACCUUCUUCGUCGGAGUUGUUCUUUGGUUCUUCCUUGCUGCUUCUCCGACAGAGGCCAAAUGGCUUACUGAAGACGAGAAGGUUAUUGCAUUGGAACGAGUCCGUCAAAACAAGACUGGUACCGAGGUAUGGCGAUUCAGCUUGCCUCAGCUCAAGGAGGCAUUCCUCGAUAUCCGGUUCUACAUGAUAUUCUUGCUCUUGGUGUCCACCGGUCUUCCCAAUGGCGGAAUCACAGCUUUCGGUCCAACAAUCAUUGCUGGCUUCGGGUUUAGCACUGAGCAGUCUACCUUGCUGAACAUGGGUUCCGGAGCCGCAACAGUGGCCGGCACAUUCCUCGCACUAGCAAUUGCCAAAUAUACCAACCGUACGGUCGCUGGAGCAUAUACCUUGGUCCUGGCAUGUGUAGGUGUUAUCAUGAUGUUCACUAUCCCCGCCAGCAAUUAUGGUGCUCGAUAUGGAGGAUACAUCCUGACUCUACAAUUGGCUAACAAGGAGAAGACUGCCAAGUACACUAUGUUGGCAUUCCUAAUCUUUACCCUGAUUCUCCUUAUCACACUCGGCGGGAUUCAUAAGCUGUGGAACAAGAAGCGAGACAAACAAGAAGCGAUCGAUGCUCAGAAUGGUGUUGUACGAGUGCACGUGGAAAACGAGGAGUUCGCGGACAUGACAGACUUCCAGCUGAGCUCUUUCAGGUACCCUCUGUAA
This is a messenger RNA of Phaeoacremonium minimum UCRPA7, 1413 nucleotides long. Its product is annotated as putative mfs allantoate transporter protein. The transcript is spliced from 6 exons. Gene Ontology annotation, molecular function: transmembrane transporter activity. Gene Ontology annotation, cellular component: membrane. The record is from RefSeq and is a predicted model, not a curated record. Bases 1 to 1413 code for a protein of 470 amino acids. NCBI's taxonomy places the organism in Eukaryota, Fungi, Ascomycota, Sordariomycetes, Togniniales, Togniniaceae. Gene Ontology annotation, biological process: transmembrane transport.